AUGAUAUAUCGUGCUGUUGAUUAUCUCCCUCGUUCUUUUGGCUCUGCCCGCAUUAAUACAGCUACUGCUAUGGCGUUGCCACUGCAGGCUGCAGUGUUUGUCCCUCCCUCCUCCAGCUUCGUGCUUCCUCUUUGUGUCAAAGAAAUGAUGGUGGCCGACGUUUUUCAGUAUGAUUCCCGGCUCAAUUUCGUCCAUUGGAAGGAUACUUGCGACCCCUCUCUGCUCACCUGGAAAAGAACUCCCUCCAAAGUGUUCAAAGGCCUAGCGACAGGGAAAUUACAGCUUCAACCUUACUUCGAGCCAGUCUGUAGCCCAGCUCCUUUAGAGGAUUCAGUCGUCUCAUUUGCUCCUUUGAUUGAGCAGUUUCGUCUCCUUGAUGAUCUACCUCUUGGUAAUGUUCAGGCCUCGGCUAAGGCAUUUCGUCGGGCUGUCCUUUCGUCUGUGGUCUCUCCUUUGGCAUUGCGCAAAAUCUCUGCGUCCAGCUGGAAAUUUUUUUGGUCCCUGUCUCUUAACACUGUCCAACGUAAUGUGAUAUACCGUCUCAUUCUGGGUCGAAUUCCUCACCGUCGAUUCUUGCAUUUUAUUAUACCCAAAGUCUUUGUGUCUCCUCUCUGUCCAGUUUGUUUGUCUAUGAACGAUUCCCCAAGUCACCUCCUCUUUCAUUGUCCUUCUAAAGAGAAAGUUUGGCAGGGAGUCAUCUUCGAGUUUCUGUGGCCUACCACCUCGAUUCUAGAUAUUAAAGAGGCUCUUCUGCACCUUGAUUUCUCCAACGUUUGGUAUUGCCAAAUUGCUGGAAUCAAGCCUUUCCGAAUCCUCAUCGUCACCCUUGGUCAACUGUGGCUUGCCCACAUGAGGUUCAUCUAUGACAAUGUUCCUAUGGACCAUACAGCGAUAUUGGCCAGUAUUUGA
Molecule: messenger RNA, 909 nt
Organism: Mucor velutinosus
Lineage: Eukaryota; Fungi; Mucoromycota; Mucoromycetes; Mucorales; Mucoraceae
Exons: 1
Coding region: 1-909 (302 amino acids)
Source: RefSeq, a predicted model, not a curated record